AAUGUUUUCCGAACAGAAUCCUUAGCACAAAUUGCCACUGGCAAGUUGCCUUUGCGUCUAGAUAGAGCCAUAGUAAUGUCUGAAGUUUCCACAGCAAGAUAUCGUACACUCUAAGUUAAAGCUGUAAUGGCUCUCCAGAUCAUCAUUUUGCUCGUAGCACUAGUUUUGCUGGAUGACAAAGUUUGUGCAACCUGUUCAGUAGGAACUUUUAACAAGAGGCAAUUCUCUUCUCCGGUUUUGAAUAAGACCCUACAAGGCUCAACAAUAUCUUCUCUCACGGUGAAAGAUGAAAAAGAUUGUGAGAAAUCCUGUCAUAUGGAAAUGCGAGACAACUGUUUCAAGUUCAACUACUGCCAUGAUAGCAAGCUAUGUCAAUUGAUGUACAAAGGACAAGCUGGGCAAUACAAGGUUGUUGACUCGCGGGGGUGUUACUAUAGGACACGUGAGUGUGAGCCUACGAGCUCUGCUUCGUGCUUAAACAGCAUUAAAUGCUUCAUGAUUGCUGACAGGAAAGACGCGUGCUCUUGUCCUCCCCCAUUGAACAUCACAUCGUGCUCACAAGAAGGAUGGAUUAAAGUCAAUGCCAAUCCAGUUUGUCUCCAAGCUAAGAACAACGGAUGCGGAAACUUUACCAUUCCAUACAAGGGUGUUCUCAUAGGYCUAAAAUUGGUCCACAUCUCAGGAAAGGUGUUAACAARUGGUUCUCAAUGGGGUUAUUGGGGUGGCACAGGGCCUCAGGCAGAAAUCAUAGAAAUCUUUCUAACAACCUCAACCAACGAAACGAUUUCUCCUCCAAAGGAUUACCCAAUGAUUAGUGCAAGUUCUUAUCUUAUAAAUGCCGUAAAAAAUGUAUCUCCUCAGAUUGAGCUUCCCGGUUUUUCGCACAAUGUCCAAAAGGGAUCAAAUUUGAGCGUGUGGUUUGGAGAAGACUUAUUCGAUUCGAAUGAGAAUGAUAACAUGGGAACGGUUUGCUCCGAUGUGUUUGUACAAUAUAGGACCUGGUAAAACCAACUAUCAAAGUGCUAACUGAGACACUAUUUGUUUGUCUUAUUGAAUACAAUGCGUUGUUGCUAUUUGGGCUAAGUGGGUCUGUUGUCAUAGUAAUACAAAAAUAUAAAGAAAUAUUUCUU
Molecule: messenger RNA, 1130 nt
Organism: Exaiptasia diaphana
Lineage: Eukaryota; Metazoa; Cnidaria; Anthozoa; Actiniaria; Aiptasiidae
Exons: 4
Coding region: 127-1005 (292 amino acids)
Source: RefSeq, a predicted model, not a curated record